AUGACACAAACUAGACAAAGAAAAAAGGAUAAGAAUGCAAGCCCAAAUGAGGUACUUGUAAAAUUUAUGAAAACAACAUCAAUACGUGGACUCCCGAGAAUAGUUAACAGCGAAAGCAAAAUAUGGUGUGUGGUACAUAUUCUUGUCUUCUUGGCUGCCCUGGGUUUGACUUUGUAUAUGGUGCAAAACAUAUUGAAAGAGUACUUUGAAUAUAAAGUGACUACAAGCGUUGACCUCAGCAGAAAUACGGAAGAUACACAUUUUCCAGAUGUUACACUCUGUAACAUUAACCCACACAGCAAAACAUUUAAGGACAUCACUCGAGAAACUCUAUCAAAAGCUUGGUCCAAAGUAGAUGGUAAUACAGCACAAAAAACCAAGGAUCCACAUAAAAGUUAUAAGAAACUAUUGGAGGAAUUCAGAAGAAUGGGGAUGAAAGAUGCUGUUGAAAGUAAAACAUUUUUCCAUGCAUCAUUAUCUCCUCAUGAACUAGAGAUGAGUGGUCACAAGAAAGGAGAUUUCAUUAGAGAUUGUAAACUAAAAGACUGGUAUGGAAGAGAAACCCCAUGUGAAAUGAAACAGUUAAUUCUUUUCAGAGAUUUGGACAAAUUGAACUGCUACACAUUUCAGCUACACACUCAAGAAUUAAAUGCGACACGAUUGCAACGCUUACGUGGAGUAUCAUUUGUCUUAUUCCUGGCCCCAUUAGCCCCGGACGUGUUUUAUGAAAUCCCAGAGAAUGUUCCCUCAAGUAAUGGAGCGAUUGUUUACAUACAUGAACCAAACACGAUGCCAUCUAAGUCAAAAGGCUUUACCGUAUCCCCUGGUUUUGAAACACUAGUCAGCGUAAGUGUUAUACACUCAAUCCAACUACCAGCACCAUAUGGCAAUUGCAAAGAGGAAUUUGAAGACAUUAAGAGUGGUAGACGUGAGUUUGUAUACGAUCAUGCUACGUGCUUUGCGAAAUGUGCACAGGAUGUCUUCAAAGAAUCCUGCAACUGUUCAUGGGAAGAAAUUCCUUCAUUUGGUGACCAUCACCCAUUAUAUUGCAUGAACAUGAACUUACCAAGAGAGGCACUCAAAAAGAAUGACAGAUGCCUACAAAAAGCUAGAAUAAAGUUGACAUCUCACAAGCAGAAGCACCAAUGUUCUCAUUGCAAAGAGAAAUGCAGCACAUAUAGUUAUCAGAACUCAAUCAGUCAAUCUGUAUGGCCAGAUGUUUCAACACACCUUGGAAUGUACAAGCGAUAUAUCCGAAAAGGCACAGCAUGCAAUCAGUUGUUCACAGAAUAUGAAGACCUUUUGACUGGUAAUGGGAAAAAUCUCACCAUGUUGGAGAUACACACAAAGCUGAGAGCUUAUAAUGGUGUAAAGGAUAGUUUGAUUAAACUUGAUGUGAUGCUGAACAGUAAAGAUGUUCUAACAUAUGAACAAAAGAAAAUCGUGACACUUGCCAAUCUUUUGUCAUCGUUGGGGUCUACUCUGAUCUUUGGAAUAGGGUUCACAUAUUUCGCCUUUGCUGAGAUAUUUGAAUGCUUAUUUUAUUUCAUUAAAAGUUGCAUUAAGAGAGAGAACAGAGAUGUUCAGACAGACAGUAUUUGUAUUGACAUUAAAGGGGAGAAUAUUAAAGGUGCAAUGUCUGAUAAAAGCACAAUCAGAGUAACCCCCUGA
Molecule: messenger RNA, 1671 nt
Organism: Owenia fusiformis
Lineage: Eukaryota; Metazoa; Annelida; Polychaeta; Sabellida; Oweniidae
Source: the annotation of a GenBank genome assembly